This is a messenger RNA of Gadus macrocephalus (Pacific cod), 4324 nucleotides long. RefSeq names its product leucine rich repeat and Ig domain containing 2 (gene lingo2). The transcript has 3 exons. The coding region runs from base 1807 to 3615 and encodes 602 amino acids. Gene Ontology annotation, cellular component: plasma membrane. The record is from RefSeq and is a predicted model, not a curated record. Lineage: Eukaryota; Metazoa; Chordata; Actinopteri; Gadiformes; Gadidae. Gene Ontology annotation, molecular function: protein binding.
UGUAGAAUGUACUUUUAAUGCUAGUUUUAAUACUGUUCUUGAGAUAUUCUAUAGCUUAAUACUGUGUUCUUUAGAUAAUUUGUACCUUAAAAGCGGCCUAUUUUAAAACCUCUAAAGAGGUUGACUGUGUUCAUUAGAUACUCCAUCAUGUGGAUGCUCUGUAGUUAGGUUCAGGUAAUGUAAAUUUACCUUGUUUCUGUCAUAACAAUUACCAGAGCAGUAGUAGUGUGUGUGUGUGUGUGUGUGUGUGUGUGUGUGUGUGUGUGUGUGUGUGUGUGUGUGUGUGUGUGUGUGUGUGUGUGUGUGUGUGUGUGUGUGUGUGUGUGUGUGUGUGUGUGUGUGUGUGUGUGUGUGUUUGAUUGAUUGUGUCUGAGCAUGUUGAUCAUGGCUGUGUUUUAUUCUAUUCUGCGGUGGUAAUUCUCCACAGUAAAUGGUGUCGUAAGGUUAAUGUUGAUUUAAUAAGCAAAUCAUUUCAAGCUGUUGUUCUGGAAUUACAGAGUAAAACAAGAUUAGAUAUUCGAACACUUUGCUUUGCCCUGAACCAAUGAAGAAAAUCAGAUUAUGUUGGGAAAAAUAUCUUAACGUAGAUAGCUUUAUGACAUAGGUAGCUAUGACGAAGGUAGCUUUAUAAUGUAGAUAGAUAUAUCUAGAGCUUAAUAAUAUAGGUGUUUAUAUAACGCAGAUAGCUUUAUAAUGUAUAUAGCUGCAUCAUCUAGCAAGCUUAAUAGCAUAGGUUGUUAUGUUACGCGGAUAGCUAUUUAAUGCAGGUAGGUAUCUACAAACAUAGUAUGUUAACGUUGGUGGCUAAAUAAUGUAGCAUCUAAAAACUCUCCUCACCCUAACACUAGCUCAGAGCUAACAGCGCUAGGUAACUUGAGAGUGGAGCAUCUAUAAGGUAGAUAUGUAUGUAUCAGGUUAGACCAAUCAGUGAUCUGCUCAUUGUGUCUCGUCCCGGUCGUCUGGUGAUCGGCCGACACACGUUGUCUCUGCUUACGUCCUGGUCCUUCAUCACGGAGAGGAGGAACAAUGCAUCACGCUGAGCUGACAGUUUGUGUGUGUGGGACGCCAACUGGGAAGCACACACACCUGUCAGAUAAGAUAAGGAUAGGAUAACACCGCCACUCCAGUGAGGCCAGCUCCCCUUAUUGGGUCCUGAUUGUUAUUACUGCAGUAACUCGUUUAGGUGGAGCUAGCACAUGUUAGGACGUCCGCCCACCAAAGCUUGCAGGUGGAGCGCGUCUUCUCCAGCGUGUGAGGGCCGACAUUUGGCGCAGGAGGUAGAGCGGGUUAAAUAGUUACCGGAAGGUUGCUAGUUCAAUCCCCUGCUCCUUAUAGCUGGCUGACGCCCUGCGUGGUUAACUCUGCUGUCGGUGUCUGAUUGUAUGUAUAAAUGGGUGAAAUGUAUGUGAAUGGAUGAAUGUUAGGCACUAUUGUAAAGUGCUUUGAGUGGCCACUGGUUAGAAAACCACGUUGUCUAAUCAGAGAGCCCCACGGUGUGGUGUAUGACGAGCUUGCAGCCCUGUGGGGUUUGUGUUUCCUGUCUGUUUUCCUGCCGCUGCCCUGUAUCGGAGCCGUCUGCACAGCUGGUCCAGUUAGCCGGCUGAGGUGAGGGAGUCUGCACCAGUUAAUGUUCCUCUGGUGGGAAGGCGAGGACACUGGGAGGUCCAGACUCCUCCUGCAGCUCCACUAGAGAAGGACUAGAGAAGAGCCGGGGGAACCGGGACAGACCUCCAAACAGCGGGCCAUGGCACAGAGGACCCCUGCUGCUCAGAGCGAGCCGUGACAGGGUGGACUUCGACCGGAGUCAUGAUGGCCUCAUGCUGGCCCCUGUUCCUGGGUCUGGCCCUGCUGGCGGUCCUGCUCGGUGCCGCUCGGGGCUGUCCAUCCCGCUGCGAGUGCUCCGCCCAGAGCAAGGGGGUGGUCUGCCACCGCAAGCGCAUGCCAAGCAUCCCAGACGGCAUCCCCAUCGAGACUCGGCUCCUGGACCUCAGCAAGAACAAGCUGACCAUGAUCAACCCCGACGACUUUGCUGCCUUCCCCGGUCUGGAGGAGCUGGACCUGAGCGGGAACAUCGUGAGCUACGUGGAGCCGGGCGCCUUCAACGCUCUGUUCACCAUGCACACGCUCAGCCUCAAGAGCAACCGCAUCAAGCUGAUCCCCCUGGGAGUGUUCACCGGAUUGACCAACCUCACAAGGCUGGACAUCAGCGAUAACAAGAUAGUGAUCCUGUUGGAUUACAUGUUCCAGGACCUGCACAACCUGAGGUUCCUGGAGGUGGGGGACAACGACCUGGUUUACAUUUCUCACCGUGCAUUCAGCGGACUCUCCAGCCUGGAGAUACUGACUCUGGAGCGUUGCAACCUGAGCGUGGUGCCCACGGAGGCGCUGUCCCACCUGCACAGCCUGGUGAGCCUCCGUCUGAGGCACCUCGGCAUCAGCUCCCUGCACCCGUACUCCUUCAAGAAGCUGUUCCGCCUGCAGCAUCUAGAGAUCGACCACUGGCCCUCCCUGGACCUGGUCCCGGUCAACUCCCUGCAUGGCCUCAACCUGACCACCCUCUUCAUUACCAACACCAACCUGUCCGCCUUCCCCUCCCAGGCGCUUAAGCACCUGCCCUUCCUGACGCACCUCAACCUGUCCUUCAACCGCAUCCGCCACAUCGAGGCGGGGAUGCUGCUGGAGCUGGUGCGGCUGCGGGAGCUGCACCUGGUGGGGGCGCAGCUGUCCAGCAUCGAGCCCCACGCCUUCCAGGGUCUCCGCUGGCUCCGGAUCCUCAACGUGUCCCACAACCACCUGGACACCCUGGAGAAGGGUGUGUUCCAGGCGCCCGAGGCCUUGGAGGUGCUGCUGAUCGACCACAACCCCCUGGUGUGCGACUGCCGGCUCAUGUGGCUCCUCCAGAAGCGUCAGUUCGUGUUCUUCGGCGAGGCGCAGCCGGAGUGCAGCACGCCGGAGGGGAUCCGCGGCCGCGCCUUCAAGGAGUUCAAGGAGAUGCUGCUGUCCUACUACGUGACAUGCACCAAGCCCAAGAUCCGGGAGAACCGGACGCAGACGGUGACGGUGGACGAGGGCCAGCAGGCCCUGCUGCGCUGUACGGCCGAAGGGACCCCACGGCCCACCGUGUCCUGGCUGUCGCCGAGGAGACGCCUGCUCACCAGCAAAAGCCACGGGAGGGUCCGCGUCCACGGCAACGGGACGCUGGAGAUCGUGUCGGCGGAGGUACAGGACAGCGGCGUGUACCUCUGCCUGGCGUCCAACACAGCGGGGAACGACUCCCUGAUGACCUCGCUGGCGGUGAAGAGCUUAGGGUCGCUCUACGCCAACAGGACCCAGUACCACGCCGACACCGGCAAUGCCACCGGCAACGGCACCGCCAACAUCACCCUGGGCUUGGACCUUAAGACUAUCCUGGUGUCGACGGCCAUGGGCUGCUUCACCUUCCUUGGGGUAGUGUUGUUCUGCUUCCUGCUCCUGUUUGUGUGGAGCCGGGGCAAAGGGAAGCAUAAAAACAACAUUGACGUGGAGUACGUUCCGCGCUCCAAGUCCAACGGGACCAACGUGGAUUCGGCCGACGCACAGGCCGGGCCACGCCGCUUCAACAUGAAGAUGAUGUAACCGCUUUUUUAGAGACGGGAAUCCAGAGGACAUUCAGAUGCCGGAGAAGAUUAUGUAUUUUUAUUGCAGACGGGAUGGAGCGCCCUCCUGGCGUCGGGAGCGAUGACGGGCGAGGAAGGGGAUUGCGUGAUCUUGUGAUUCCCGAAAUGCAUUAAAGUUGACAUGUGUUCUCGCGUCGUUGCCAGAGCGACAACUUCUUCAAUUUAUGGACGGGGCGACGGACAUCCGCACCACAAAUACUGAAAGUAAAGGACCUCCUGCUUUUGGGAAUGUAUUAAAAAAAGAAGGCAAACAAUCACGGCCGUUUGGGGCCCCAGACUUGGCUGAACCGUGUACAGUGAACAUUUGUAUCCAAGCUAUUACUCGACCUUAGUCUUGCUCCAUGCUUCUUCCCUCACUCUGCAGAGCCACGCCCAUCCCUCCCUAUGUUCGGUACUUUGCACAUGUGUACCCCUGCUUCAUUGUGUCCAUGUUCGUACGUAUCCAUCCUGAAGAACAACUCAUAGCAAUACUCAUAGGAUGUGUAAUCCUGGAGCUUCAAGCAGACCUGGAGCAGGAAGGCUUCUGUGGGGGACCAUCAGAUAUGAAACCUGUUCCUCGAUUGACUCCACAUUAUGGUAUAUUUAUAUUUAUAUAUAUUAUUAUUAAAUAUACAAAUAUUUUAUUUAUCAAACAUUCAGAAGGUUUCCGAACGGAGUCCUUGAUCGAU